AGCUAGAGCAUAUAGAACUGAAGUAUUCCAAUAUUUCUUCAAUCAUGUUAAAGAUGCCAGUGAUGAAGUGUUGCCAUGGCUUGACAAUCAUCAUAAAUUUUUAUGGAUGAGAAGUGCAUUUAACCCUAUAUUCAAGUGUGAUUACAUAACCAACAACCUUGCUGAAUGUUUUAACAAUUGGAUUAAGGACUGGAAGGACCUUCCUGUUUGUGAGCUUGCUGAUAAAAUUAGGGAGAAGUUAAUGGUACUGUGGAGGAAGAGAAGGCAGAUUGGACAAAAGCUUAAUGGGAGGAUUUUACCAACAAUCAUUCGUCAGUUGAAAAUGAAAACCAGAAACUUGGGUCACUUGACAGUUAUCAGCUCUGAUAGUAUUGCUGCAGAGAUAUGGGAAGUGAAUACCAUCCAUAACAGGCAUGUAGUGAGGACUUAUCUCCAUGAGUGCACAUGCAUGGAGUGGCAACACACUGGCAAGCCAUGUCAGCAUGCUUUGGCUUUGAUUACAGCUCAAGAAACUGUGGAUGUGGAUCUUGAGCCAUUUGUCCAUGAGUAUUUUUCAGUUGAAAAUUUCAGAAAUGCAUACAAGAGAUUAAUAGAGCCACUGCCAGAUAAAACUCAGUGGCCACAAGUGCAACUUGCAUCUAGAGUUGAGGGACCAUUGGACAAAAAGGGUGCUGGGAGAUACAGGAAGCUGCGGAUAAAGGGUUGUCUUGAAGGAGGAAGUGGUGGCAAAGGGAAAAAGGCUACCAAGGAGGCUGCCAAGGAGGCUGAUAAUGCUGCUGCCGAAGAGGAGGCUAUGCAAGCUGGUAAACCUAAGAGGCAAUUAAUACGAGGGCAAAGAACGUGCAAGGGGUGUGGAGAAUUAGGACACACUGCAUCCAGCUACAAAUGUCGGCUAAAUGGGACCAAGAAAAGGAAGAGGAACCCUAGGACAAAUACUACCAAGUAUGGGAAGAACGGGGAAAGGAAGUCAAGUCAAAAAGCUCCUGUGCAUGCUCCAGUCGAACAAGAAAAUGCUCUUAUGCAGCCUGCUGUGCAUCAAGAAAGUGCUCUAGUGAUUCCAGAAAACACUCCUGUGCAUCAUCCUUUGCAUCAAGAAAGUGCUCUAGUGAUUCCAGAUGUUGCUCCUGUGCAGCCAAACAAUGUCGCUCAAGCUGAAAAUGAUGUGCCAAGUAAACUUGCAGAAAUACUUGGAGGAGGGACAAGUACAUUGCUAAAUCGUUUUUCGCCAAAGAAGCAAGCUAGAACUACACCAAAACCAAGGAAGAAGCCUGCAAAUAUACCAAUUGGGAUGCUAGUGAAGAAGUUGACUCCAAGGAAGCCGAAGACAACCUGAGAUGUCAUUUAUUAUCUGAACCUAUGUAUCAUGUUAUGUUAUCUGAACCUAUGUAUUUUGCUUCUGUUAUCUGGACAACCUGCUCGAUGAACUUGUGUUGCUGUAACUUAAA
Sorghum bicolor (sorghum) is the source of this 1445-nucleotide messenger RNA. RefSeq lists its product as uncharacterized. NCBI's taxonomy places the organism in Eukaryota, Viridiplantae, Streptophyta, Magnoliopsida, Poales, Poaceae. Bases 107 to 1333 code for a protein of 408 amino acids. Gene Ontology annotation, molecular function: zinc ion binding. The transcript is spliced from 2 exons. The record is from RefSeq and is a predicted model, not a curated record.